CCGGAUGGAUUACCACGAUAUUCUAACCAGUUUGAUGGUCAAUAUGCAAAUAUUAGACCUGAAAUUUCAGCUAAGAAAUUCUUUAAAGUUGCUUUAUUCGAUCCAGUUUUCGCAAAUGUUAAAGAUGAACUUAAACAGCAAUUCCAACCAAUUAUAGUAGCAAGAAUUGCAUCAGGUGCUUUAUCUCAAGCAUUCAAAGAUUUAAUUAAGAAACCAUUAUAUCAGCAACGAGGUUUAACUUAUGAUUUAGUUAAGGAAUCAGAUAAAAGAAAAUUUGAGAAAUCAGAUGAUUAUAAGAAUGCAAUUAAUGAAUAUAUUCGGUCUAUUAAUUUCGAUGAAACAGCUAAAAAUCAACUUCAUGAACAAAUACAGGGAAUAAUAGAUUCAAAAGUUCCAGCAAAAUAA
Molecule: messenger RNA, 405 nt
Organism: Trichomonas vaginalis G3
Lineage: Eukaryota; Parabasalia; Trichomonadida; Trichomonadidae
Exons: 1
Source: RefSeq, a predicted model, not a curated record